Abrus precatorius (Indian licorice) is the source of this 2132-nucleotide messenger RNA. Its product is annotated as serine/threonine-protein kinase MHK. Gene Ontology annotation, cellular component: nucleus; cytoplasm. Gene Ontology annotation, biological process: intracellular signal transduction; protein phosphorylation. Lineage: Eukaryota; Viridiplantae; Streptophyta; Magnoliopsida; Fabales; Fabaceae. Bases 581 to 1888 code for a protein of 435 amino acids. The transcript has 18 exons. The record is from RefSeq and is a predicted model, not a curated record. Gene Ontology annotation, molecular function: ATP binding; protein serine/threonine kinase activity.
AAUAAAAAAUUUAAUAUAUUUAUUACUUUGGUUUCUUCUCCUUCGUUUUUCUUCCAUGGAAUCCUCCCUCUCUCUCUCUCAUAUGGCCUCUUCGCAAUUCCGAAUUUUCUCGCUCUAACCUUUCCUCUCCUCAUCUCUCUCUUUCUCCUUCCAAAUCCAUUUUUCUCGUUUCUUUUCCGAGAAAGUUCAUUCACAUUGCUGAUUUGUGCUUGUGUAUCUGCCGAUUCCGCUCUGUUUCUAUCCAAUUAUCUUACACGCUUUUAUGCCUGUUCUCUGAUGUAUGGGCUUGAUUUGAAGUCAAUGUAAUCAAAAUCAAAAUGGAUUUACUAUGAUAAAGACAUCACCCAGUCAACUGGGGUUGUGAAGGUUGCAACAUGUUGACGGACUGCUUCCUUUUUGUGGAUCAUUUCUACAAUGAAAAGUGGAUUAUUGAUGACACUAAAUGCUUCAUGCUACAUUUUAACCCUAACCCACGUCUGCAAACUAAGUGCCAACACUGCGUUGACAGUUAGCCAUGACUUCAUGGAAUCUGUCCUAGUCUCUCCAAAGUGUCAUUGGUUGUAGUGUUGUAGUUCUAAUAAUGGAAAGAUAUAAACUUUUGAGAGAGCUUGGAGAUGGUUCUUGCGGUCAUGUAUAUAAAGCCCGUGAUAUGAGAACUUAUGAAAUUGUUGCUGUCAAAAGGUUGAAAAGAAAGUUUUGUUUCUGGGAAGAAUACACAAAUUUAAGGGAAGUUAAGGCCCUCCGUAAAAUGAAUCACCCAAAUAUCAUAAAGUUGAAAGAGGUUGUUAAAGAAAAUAAUGAACUGUUUUUCAUUUUUGAAUACAUGGAUGGUAAUCUUUAUCAAUUAAUAAAGGAAAGAGAAAAGCCCUUUUCCGAGGAAGUGAUACGAUGCUUUAUGAGUCAAGUGCUACAUGGACUAAGUCACAUGCACAAGAAAGGAUUCUUUCAUCGGGAUUUAAAACCUGAAAAUUUGCUGGUAACAAAUGAUGUUCUUAAAAUUGCUGAUUUUGGACUGGCUAGAGAAGUAUCAUCAAUGCCUCCAUAUACUCAAUAUGUUUCAACGCGGUGGUAUCGAGCUCCUGAAGUUUUGUUGCAAUCCCCGUGUUAUACUCCUGCUGUUGACAUGUGGGCUGUUGGUGCUAUAUUAGCUGAGCUUUUUACUUUGACCCCAUUAUUUCCUGGUGAAAGUGAAAUAGAUCAACUGUACAAAGUAUAUAGCAUUCUUGGCAUGCCAGAUUCAACUGCUUUCACUAUAGGGGCAAACAACUCUCGGCUAUUGGACCUAGUUGGUCAUGAAGUUGUUCCACCUAUGAAGCUAUCUGAUAUUAUUCCAAAUGCUAGUUUGGAAGCUAUAGACUUGAUCACUCAACUGCUGUCAUGGGACCCAUCAAGAAGGCCAGAUGCAGAUCAGUCAUUGCAACAUCCAUUUUUCCAAGUGGAUGCAUGGGUUCCUUGUCCACUCAGUGAUCCACUUGAGCUGAAGCUGAGUAGCAAGAGGGCAAAGCCAAAUCUUGAGCUGAAACUACAGGAUUUUGGCCCUGAUCCCGAUGAUUGUUUUCUUGGCUUGACAUUAGCUGUAAAGCCCAGUGUUUCAAACUUGGAUGUGGUCCAAAAUGUAUCUCAGGGUGUUGGAGAGAACGUACUAUUUUGCACGGAUUUUAAUGAUAAUUCAGAUCAGUCAGUAUUUUGGACGUUAUUAAAUCCUGAUCAAAAUGGAGUUCAUAACUCAGCAGAGACUUCUUUGUCAUUGUCAUUCGGUUCAGUUCAGCAUCAGCCAAUUGGAGUUCCACAAUCAGCCGGAUUUUCUUUUCAGCCUUUGCAGCCUAACAUAUUAACUACACCAUUUUUGGCUCUGUCUUCCCCAUUCCAGCGUGGGCACUGCCUUUGAAUGAUUAAUUGAACUUUGAAUGAUGCAGUAUUAUCAUGAAUCUUUAUAAUGCAUAUAACAGUUUUUAUUUAAGUUAAUAUUCUGUACAGCUCUCUUUAGCAUUUAAAUAGUUUCUCCUUAGCAUGAAAUAUAAUGUAAUUACACAUCAAAUUCUACAAAAAUACUUGAUUCCAUUCCUUAACUGUAACAUUCAAUUUCAGUAUUUUUUCUCUGAACUGAAAUAGAGAAUUCGGAAAUCAGGUGU